UCUCCACGCUUACACAUCCCCCUACGCACCCCGCCCCUGCCACCACCAACACCACCUACACACCCGCUCCCCCGCCGUCUCAUACCACGACCGCUCCCAGCUACACCGAUCGUGAUUUCGGUUACGGUGAAGACGAACAACGAACCAACGAGGAAGAGGUCCGUUGCAGUGAUUUCUUUUUAAAGCUUCGUUACACCACCACCAGCAGCAGCAUCAUUAUCAUUCUCCGAGGCGAGAUAAAGCAGUCGUCUCUCCUCUGGUCAGCUCAUCGACCUUGCGUUGUUUCAUCUGUUCAGUGGGGGUUGUAGAAAUAUUUUUUUUUGCAUCUUUCUUUUUUUUAAUUCGGCUGUUCCGGACGUUCCUGGUGGAGAGACGUCGAUACAGCAGCAGCGCCAGGCCCGAGUUAAAGACACCGCAAGUGAAGGAAGCUCGAGCCACCAUUCCUCGCCCGGCCACCCUCUCCCGUGCCUCCACCACCCCCACCGCCGCCGUCGCCACCAGGACGGCCCCGCGAUGAACGCGGCGAUGCAAGGGGCCGUGGUGCCCCCGGGCACGGCCGCCACCACCGCCUCCGAAGCUCCGGCCCUGGCGCCGUCCGGGAAUGGCACGGAGGCCGGCGGCAACAAGGGGGACGCCUUCAGCAAACUCAAGGACAAGUUCAUGAACGAGCUCAACAAGAUCCCACUACCGCCAUGGGCCCUGGUCGCCAUCGCCGUGGUCGCUGGCCUCCUCAUCCUGUGCUGCUGCUUCUGCAUCUGCAAGAAAUGCUGCUGCAAAAAGAAGAAGAAGAACAAGAAGGAGAAGGGCAUGAAGAACGCCAUCAACAUGAAGGACGUCAAGGACAUGGACAAUGAUAAGUCGGAGGAAGACCUGGAGACUGUCCUCACGGAGGGAGAUGAGAAGGAGGAAGAGAAGGAGGAGGAGAAGCUCGGGAAACUGCAGUUCUCCAUCGAUUACGACUUCCAGAACAACCAGCUCACGGUCGGGGUGAUCCAAGCAGCCGAGCUGCCGGCUCUGGACAUGGGGGGCACCUCGGACCCCUACGUGAAACUCUUCCUCAUGCCCGACAAGAAGAAGAAGUACGAGACCAAGGUUCACCGCAAGACGCUCAACCCCGUGUUCAACGAGAGCUUCGUCUUCAAGGUGCCGUACUCGGAGCUGGGCGGCAAGACCCUGGUGAUGGCCGUCUACGACUUCGACCGAUUCUCCAAGCAUGACAUCAUCGGCGAGGUGAAGGUGCCCAUGAACACCAUCGACCUGGGCCACGUCAUCGAGGAGUGGCGCGACCUCGUCAGCGCCGAGAAAGAAGAGCAAGAGAAACUUGGUGACAUCUGCAUCUCCCUGCGCUACGUCCCCACGGCCGGAAAGCUCACCAUCGUCGUCCUCGAGGCUAAGAACCUGAAGAAGAUGGACGUUGGUGGUCUUUCCGACCCAUAUGUCAAGAUUCACCUGAUGCAGAAUGGCAAGCGACUCAAGAAAAAGAAGACGACCAUCAAGAAGAACACGCUCAACCCGUACUACAACGAGUCCUUCAGCUUCGAGGUUCCCUUCGAGCAGAUCCAGAAAGUGCAGGUGGUGGUCACGGUGCUGGACUACGACAAGCUGGGCAAGAACGAGGCCAUCGGCAAGCUCUUCGUGGGCUGCAACGCGUCCGGCACGGAGCUGCGGCACUGGUCCGACAUGCUGGCAAACCCUCGGCGGCCCAUCGCCCAGUGGCACACCCUCAAGCCAGAGGAGGAGGUGGACGCGAGCCUAGGCAGCAAGAAGUGACCCCCCUCGCGAAUUAUGACCCCCCCCCCCCCCCCCGCUUAGCUACUCCGGCUUAAGUCAACGGUGUCCGUCUCUCCCAGACCAACACCACCACCACCACCACCCACCGCUUGCCAGAACACGGCAAUCUUGAUCCCACCCUGACCUUCACCUGCUCUGCCCUUCCUCGUCGUGUUCCCCCGUCCCUCUGCCUUUUGCCCCGGAACGCCCCCACUCCCUGCCAACUCCUGUGCCCCCCACCCCCCCAUUCUCAUCAUCAAUUCACGCGCGUCCUGCCACCCUGGGGGGAGGGGCUGCCCUGCUCCGCGUCACUGGCACCUGCCAGAGAGACGCUCCUCAUUGUGCACACGCGUGUGUGUGUCUUUGUGUGUCUGUCUUUGUGUUUGUAAUUCAUGUACUUUGUGUGUAAUUCAAGGUGCACCUAGCCUGGCACACGCGCCGUGGUGACGUCACCGCUACUUGGUGGCGAAUGGCGGCUUUUACUGUUGUUUGGGUGUGUUUAUGUGUGUUUAUUUGUUUGUGUGUGUUUAUGUGUGUGUGUUUGUUUAUGUGUGUAUGUUUGUUUCGGUGUGUUUAUUUACGUGUGUUUAUGCGUGUUUAUUUAAAUGUGUUUUUGUGUAUUCAUGUGUGUGUGUUUAUUUAAGUGUAUUUAUUUAAGUCCAUGUGUCUUCAUGUGUGUGUGUUAAUGGGUGUGUUUAUGUGUGUUAAUGUGUGUGUGUUAAUGUGUGUGUUAAUAUGUGUUUAUGUGUGUCUGUGGGUAGCGGUAGCGUAGUUGUUAGUGCUGCGCUACGAACCUGGCGACCCGAGUUCAAUUUCCGCUCACGGUCAAAUCAGUGACAAUUAUCUGAAUCGGUCCUGGGCCUCCUCUAGGUCGACUCAGCCUCAAAUGAGUAUCUAGUGCGGUGUGUAAACAUCGCCACUGGAGAGACCAAGGCGGCCGGGCGUGGUGUUGCCGGCCUUCAUAGGUGCUCGCUAACAGCACUUGCCCCAACAGUCUGUCACAGGCUACACGGGGAUCUUUGUCUUGUUUUGUGUGUUUAUGCGUGUGUGUGUGUUUAUGAAUGUGUGUUUAUGCGUGUGUGUGUUUGUUUAUGCGUGCGUGUGUAUGUUUGCUUAUGCGUGUGUGUGUGUGUUUACAUGUGAGUGCGUGUGUGUGUUUACAUGUGCGUACGUGUGCUCGUCCCGCGUGUCUGCGUGCCUAGCGACACCUCGCUGCUGGUGAACUCGGAGGCAGACGCAGAGGUCAAUCGCCUGCCUAGAGGCGAGGCCGCGACCCCGGGCAGAUCAGUAGCGCAACCCAAAACCGCUCUCGGUCGCAGAGACGUCCACGACAAACUCGUUCGAUAUGCAACUGAUCGCUGGGGGGUGUGAACCCGCCUUAACAAAAAAAAAACAACUCUGCUGCGCCUUGCCUUAUUAGCCAAGCAAGCAACGGUGUCACCUUGACGCCUAUAUUUUCCUCGACCAUCUGGAUAUUUAUCCAAAAGUUCACCAUGGCACGCAGGCCACGUGCGUGCGUGCGUGCGCGUGUAUGUUCGUACCUCGAGGUGCACCUAAGCUGGCACAAGCGCCAUGGUGACGCCACCGCCACUAAGUGGCGAACGGCCGAUUAUCGUUGUCGUUGUCUGUUUCUUCGUUUCAUGUUUGUGCACAACUAAGGCUUGGGCUAAUUCUCCACCAAAAGCCCUCCUCAUCCUCCUCCUCCUCCUGUUUCUCACCUCACCUUCCAGCUCCGUACCACGCGACAUCAACCCCUACCCGAUCGCUCCGCAGCUGCCCCACCUUUGCGCCACCCUGCCCCCCCCCCCUUGCUUCCGAGCCCCCCCCCACCCAUCCUAGACCCCCCAAACCUUCGCCCCGCCACGCGUGCGCAAAAAUUGUUUUGUUUGUCCGUUUUGUUCGUUUCGUGUGCAUGUUCAAAGUCGUGGCGCUAAGCCAUUCUCCUCGGCGGCACGCCGCGUGGAAUCUCCUCCGCGGACCGCACGGCGGAGCGCAGGUCCCAUAGUUCGCGCGGCGCUGUUAAAACGUCGGUUUGUGUGUCGUCGUCGUCGUCGUCCAUGUGAUGUCCCCAACCCCUCCCCGACCUCUCCUGCACAGCAAACCGCUCAGUGAGACACUGUAGAUACAAUAUAAUACCCUUCCUCGUUCACAGGCGCCUCCCCCGCCCCCCACCCCACCCACCUAUACCUGUAUACGACGCUAGGCCUCGUUCCUGUUUGGUGUUUUGUAUAUAAACGCUCCCUUGUUGUUCACGUCAAGCCCUGUUCCUUGUGCUCAUGCCGUACGCUGCCCCCCUCCCCGCCCGCCGUUGACACGUCGGUGGCGAUGAUGCUGAUGAUGAUGAUGGCUGUGUGUGCUUGGGACUACAUCUCUGUUGUUUCAUUACCGAUGUUUAUUCGAUCACGGGCCUCUUUCCCGCCGUCCUGCUCGGGGGUGACUGAUCACACAGUCGUUCCUGGCCAGCCCAAAGCCCAUUCCCGCUGUUUUAGGUGUAGAUAUAGCAUGAAUAUAUGAUGUCUCCAGUGUGAUCAUAAGGCAUGUCCGUUGUGCUUCCCUUGUAUGAAACCUAAAGCCCCUUUACUGUCGAUGUUUAAAAGAAAAUUUAAAAAUAUAUAUAAAAUAAAUGCCACACGAGAAGAAAAAAAAGGUUUUUAUUACAUAACUUUAACAACAACAAAAAAAAUGCUUUAAAAAAUGACGACGAUGUACGUAUUACCCGGUAGAUUUAAUCCGUGUUAAGAUUAUAUAUGACAACACGCUUGCUGUUUAUUGGCUCUAUGAUAGACGUGUGACCCUGUGCUCUAUGCUUUCACAUUGGAAAAGGUCUACCGAGGCGACCCUCUACACAACCACCUCGCGCUUAGCGAGCGGUGUGAGGGCGCAGCGACAACAACAACAACAACAACAAAUCACGCAGGCAGGCCCGGAUUACCCGUCACGUGAAGGGGGGCCAUCUCAGAGGCACCGUGGAGCCCCGACAAACAGCACAGCCCACUGCUGGCCACAGACCUAAGGUGUGAGAUCAAGACCCCCCGGCGAGACCCAGCCACCGUGAGGGCCCGAUUCAUUAUCCAGAAGCCAUGAGGCUGUAAUUGCCUCUGGACCCUACACGGGACAGGCGCAAAAACGCGUGCGUGGGGUGGGUGGCAGCAGGACCUUGAGCCAUUGGUAGUACGGUGGGCCGCCAUAAGACAAAUAGGCCCUGGCGCAGGGCCCAGAGUGACCUUAAUCCGAGCCCGUGUGCAGGCUCUGAAAUGCCAGGCUUGAGAACCACGCUUGCUUGGGAGACCGCACUCCGAUGCCGUUUCCACCUAAAUGUGGUGCUUGUUAUUGCAGCACCCGGGGGAUAGGAUGUUCCAUAUGGCCGCGAGGCUUCUUUCUGCACCCCGCCGUUUGCGAUCGUGACGUCUCAUGAUAUUAAGCGUGUGUGCGCAUUACCCCAAGUGCGAACGGCGUGAUCGCUCUCCCGCGCUGCACGCGGCUGCAGUGAUCGGUUGAAUGUGUAAACUGCGUUCCCAUCAAAAUGUUGUGGCUGUCAGGCUCCAAAGGUCAAAUUAAAAUCCAGGGUGUAAAUUCUAAUCGCAGCCUAUCGAGCCAUCAGUCAUUUGGAGGCUUUAUUUAAAACAAGUUGUGAGCCAACAAGUCUCUUGCGAGGGAGAACUUUUUUUUUACUUGACAGGAUUUUCUAACUGCUUGUCUGUCAUAUAUAUAACAAAAAAAUUAGUCUGCCGACACGAUGCUCUGCCAGAAACGUACUUUUAUGGAAUACUAAAAUAUUCAUGCGCUCCCAAGGUGUUGUACGUGAUUAAAUUAAAAACAUUAAAUAUAGGCAUGUAGGAUUUGUUUUCUUCACUCAACACUGGGCACUGACUCGUCUCACAUUUUUAUGGAAACGUAGACUCGCUUUGGGUUUAUUCAUUUCCCCCGCGUGAUGUGCACAGCUAUUUGCUUUCUCGACUGAGUACCGUUGAAGUGCGCGAUGUUUUGUGCGUCUUUGUCCCAACUACCCCGUCCUCUUGACGUCCCCGUGACGCCCGUUAAAAGCUUGCCCCUCAAACCCCGGCAUGUCAGUUAACGCUCUGCACCAGGGAUACAAUUUACCGCAUGCCCGAUGCGGAUUCAAAUCCGGUCUAACGUCGCAAAUCUGAGCAUAAGUCUGGCUGAGGCAAAACAUAUAUAUAUGUAAAUGUCAAUAACAGAUGCAGGCUAUGUGCAUGAGACAGCUAGGAGCAGCCAGGUACCCGGAUGGAGGCUGCUGAACUCCGUGCGUGACUGACACGGCAUGGGGAGGCCUUCGCUCUGCCAUUGAUUAGCAAAGGGGAGUAAAUUAAUGUUCAAUUAUUGCUUAUAGUAAUUAUUAUAUGAUUAGUUAUCGGCCUUUUAGCCACGUAAGGCUCGCUAAGUCUCUCCAAGAUGUUUUGGAUGGUCAUACUUGGGAUGUCUGUCCCGUUGAUUAUUUGUGCCUGUGGAAGAAAUGCAGGAUUCCCAAAAUCGGAUCCAAUCAGAAAACACUGCACUACUUGCUGCGCUGCCAUCCACAAACACCACUUCGUAAAAUAAAUAAAGCAGUAAUAUCGCUCUGAGCAAAACAUCAACAGCAGCGCCCAGCACCACUGACAACGUUGAUUCUCAAAAAAAAAUGUUUUAACCUAUGCUCAAUGAGCCCACUCAUAUAAGGACCAACUGGACAAAAAAAUUGGCAGUCGCCUUCCAAAACAUUAACCUGUUGCAGAGUCCAGGCUGCGAACAGAACCCACUCUUGAGUGACCAUCCGAGCAGUUAACGUCAUAACCAAAGGCAGGUUUGAAGAGAGGAAGCAGCUCAGAAGGUCGUAAUAAAGGUGUUCCAGGUAGAGUGACAAAGAUCACGAAUGCACAUCUCCCCCCCCCCCCACCCGCGUGCUACCACAAAAAUAGCAACAAAUAUCCUGUCCACGUGACCAAUGUUGUGUCCUUCAAUCAGCGAUCGAUAUAUCGUGUCCUUCGUCCGAACAAUCACAGAGCAACACUACUUAAUCUCGACACCAGUACCCCGCAUCCCCCGGCUGGGAUAUCGAUCAAUAUAUACAUACAGUGUCCCUUCAAUCAGUGAUCACAGACAGCACUACACUAUCUUGCAAACAGCUGCGUCAAACAGAGCAAGGGGAUGUUGGCCAGGGAUUGAUUGGAACUGGGCCAGCUGGUUCCCAUGGAUUCGAAAAGCAGGUCACGGUUGCAUUAGGCCUGUUAAUCACGAAGCGUAACUAACUUUCCUGAAUCGAGAGAGCUGUUUGAGCGUUGUUGUUGUUUUUAUGUCACAGGGCCAAAUGACGGUAAGUCGGUGGCUUUUGUAAUUUUUCCAGGAAAUGGCCAAUUGGGACAAUUGAUAAAUUUCAGCAAGGAAGACCUAGGAUAAAUUGAAAAUUGGACUGAAAAUUAGUGAGGAGAGUGCAAAAUUUCAAUGCAAAACAUAUACCGGGACAUAUAAAAAUAGAUUUCAACAUGUUAACAUCAUUAUCUACCUUUUGACCAACCCUCCUCGCUCCCAAUACCUCCUAACCUCGCCUGGAUUCUUUGCGUAAAAAAAAAAGAGCCGCCUCACUCAGCUCAGUUAAUUUUGCAUCAGAGAGGUAAGGAAAGUUAUACAAUGUCUGGCUCUCAAAGGUUACGGAAACCUCGAACUGACUCGCACUGAUCCAAGCCUGGCACCACUCGUGUUGCUUCACGGCAUGACGGGGAAGAAUUAAAAAAAGGCAACGAUUCAAACCUCGCCAAGGACACUGAGUAUUUGGGACAAAGGACGUUCACAAAAGUCCAGUUGAUGGCCACAAAAUUUGCAACUUUCACGACUGCCCCUUGGGUCUCCACUGAAUCACGGGGGGGGGGGGGCGGGGGGCCCUUCUAGAUUUUACUUAUCCCCUCGAUUGCUUCUCCGCUACCAAACGUAUCAAGUAGACGCGUGUGCAGCUCCUUCCAACCAAAACGAAACUUUAGCCACGAACAAUAUCCCGCGCGUGUUGCAUUCCGAAGUACGCAGAGUUGGUGCAUAGCGGUUAUUGACAUCGAUGAUGGGUAAGCCAUUUUAAACUAAAUUAAAAAAAAUACCACGCAACUAUAUCGUUUUGCUAAUAUUUAUGUACGUAUGUAUUUAUUUGAGUACAGUGCUUACGCUUCUGGUUUCUUUUUUUCUUCAGUGAGGUCUGUGGUGCUGUACAGUUUGUAGCUAUCAUUACGCAACAUGAGUGCAUUGUUCGUCAUUAAAAUGGUUUCAUUUCUCAUCUAAAAUGAAUGCUACGUUCCGUGUCGUUCUGUUUCUAAUCGUCUGUCCGUGGUCUAUACCAGCCACCGUGCAUCUCCAUGUGGCCACACGUUCGGGAUGCUGUGAAAGAUUACGGGGUUGGCUUUUUGAAUUUUCCCGAGACUCGUGUUUUAACUUUGGGUGGCCUCUUCGUUGUUAUUAUUAUUAUUGUUGCGGCCAGAGUGAAAGUGUGCAGUCCAAUUUCCGACAAGACACACGCUCGGCGAGUAGCCUCACCAAGCCUGUGCCAGCCGCGUGUAUUGCGUCUACGUCGAGUUACCUUUGUAUCAGAGGUGAACCCCAGAUAAUUCAGUUUUGGUUGGAGGCAGGCGUGGAGGUCGAUGGCUAACGCCGAGCGUGGCGAGAAGGUGCGACGGCUGCAUCGAAUAAUUCGAGGGCGGCUUUUUGGAGCGGUUUUUAAAACCGGCAAACAUAAAAUGACCCGAGCGUGCGGUAAGCAGGCAUCACCGCAGUCCCUCUCUCACUCGGUGCAUGUCCCCUGCCAUUACAAUAAACUUAUGGUAUCAUAAAUCAAACUGUAUUAUAAAAUGUACGCUUACUGGCUUUAAAGUUAUGGGAGGGGACGGGUCAUACACAGGCGAUGAGUUACCCUUUGAGCUGCCAGAUUUGGAGGGAGAAUCGAUAGUCUAACCGGUGGCUGCACAUAUCACGUCUGUUAAAAAAAAAAACGAGAACAUAUAAAACACGUUAUCGAGAAAAGAAACAAAUCCACGUUUAACCUUUCACAGUUCCUACAUAGGCCUGCCCUAAGUUGCAUGCUCUGUGUUGGCGCUGUUAACUGUAGUUGAGUAACCGUGUGCACUAAAAUAAAUCAUCUACAAUGUUGAAAUUGUUGAACGAAAAGUGUUUAGAAGAGUCCUCACAUGUUAUUAUAAUUACCACUAUACUUUGUUAUUAUUGAUUACAAAUGUCAAUUUUGUCAACAGAAAUAUAACGACUGUGGCUGCUCUUUUGCUGCAAUAAUCGAAAUAAAAGUCUGUGCGAAGGCUGAA
Molecule: messenger RNA, 9059 nt
Organism: Lethenteron reissneri (Far Eastern brook lamprey)
Lineage: Eukaryota; Metazoa; Chordata; Hyperoartia; Petromyzontiformes; Petromyzontidae
Product: synaptotagmin-1-like
Biological process (GO): synaptic vesicle endocytosis; calcium ion-regulated exocytosis of neurotransmitter
Cellular component (GO): axon; plasma membrane; dense core granule
Molecular function (GO): SNARE binding; calcium-dependent phospholipid binding; phosphatidylserine binding
Source: RefSeq, a predicted model, not a curated record